This is a messenger RNA of Alternaria ventricosa, 807 nucleotides long. RefSeq lists its product as uncharacterized. The record is from RefSeq and is a predicted model, not a curated record. The transcript is spliced from 2 exons. Bases 1 to 807 code for a protein of 268 amino acids. NCBI's taxonomy places the organism in Eukaryota, Fungi, Ascomycota, Dothideomycetes, Pleosporales, Pleosporaceae.
AUGCAUCAAAUACCCUACCCCUCCACCCUCUCCGACUACGACGACUCGGCCUUCCUCCCCCACUUCACAACCUUCUCCUCCUUCACCUACCUCAUCGACGCCAUCCGCAUCCUAGGAAAAGUCUUCGAAUGCGCGCGUCUAGACUCCACUUUCGAAUACCACGCCGUCGACGUCGUAGACCAAUACCUGUGUAACUGGCGCUUACACCUCCCGGCCUCAAAAACAGACAUCGUCUCCAACGACGGCCACAUCGACGAAGUGCUCUUCCAGGCCCACAUGGUAAACGCCGGCAGCACAAUAAUGCUGCACCGCCCGCGCAGCAACCUCGGUUUCGGCCGCGUCGAAGGCGUAAACAUAUGCGUGCAACCCGGGCAGGUCCUGCUUCCCACGCAAACCCGCGAAAUCCACACCGCGAAAUGCCUCACGUCUGCCGAAAACAUCUCCUCCUUAAUCCGUCUCCCCGGACCCUUACUCUACCACACCCCCUUCUUCACCUGCGUCGUCGUAAUGGCGUCUGUCGUGCACCUCUCCUACUGGUCUUUCCUUGUCCCCGACGGCCAGGACGACAUCAUCAAGCAGAGUAUCCGGCUCGAUGUCGGUACGUUGCAGCAAUAUAGCAAUACGUGGCCGAUUGCGAAUGUGGUGCUCGGGCAGGUGAGGGGUGUGGCGCACACGCUGUUUAAUAGUAAGAAGGCGAUGUCAAUACAUCUUUGGAGCAAUUUGCAGCAGGAUGAUGUUAUUAGGGGCGUUAUUGAGGAGGGGAGGAGUGUGCCGACGCAGCAGUAUGCGCAGUUGAUCGCUCCGUGA